Molecule: messenger RNA, 3229 nt
Organism: Xylona heveae TC161
Lineage: Eukaryota; Fungi; Ascomycota; Xylonomycetes; Xylonales; Xylonaceae
Product: RabGAP/TBC
Exons: 1
Coding region: 393-3104 (903 amino acids)
Source: RefSeq, a predicted model, not a curated record
UAGUGUGGCAGCGCUUUUCAACUCCGAAGGCAAACUGUAUCGCCCUCUUUUUGUUUUUGUUUUUUAAACUCAGAGUCUGGUCCUUUUUAAGCAUCACGCGCCCUGCAACGCCCAACUCUAUUACGCAUUUGUUUGUACCUCGACGCGCCGUACGACUUUUCCAAGUUUCCCCCAGCAAGGCAUUGAGCAUUGGAACCAAUAUCACAACCCGAUCAAUAGCACCCCUCGGAUACGUGCAGCCGCGUCUGGAGACAAGUGAGAAAUUGACCGUCGUAAGGCAAGCGGCACCUUGAUAGGACGACUGGUAUGAGGCGGCGGAUUAGCUCGUCGAACCUCUGUGAUUCUUGUUUGGACUUGGUACUGGGAUAUGCGGUGCGCGACCCUGAUCCGCCAUGAAGAUGGACAUGGCGAAUGAAGACCAAGAAGUACGUUCUCGAGGAGCGAUUGGCGACAGAGUGGUCCAACCGAUCGAGGACGAUGAACAACGGCAUGGCUCCAGCCCCGGCCAAUUCUCCACAAUCAUGAGCCAAGCUACUGCGCGGAAUCCCGCUGUCGACGACUCGCAUUCCCGUGCAUCUACGCCGAGCCAAUUGUGGCCUCAAUACCAUCCAGACGCCCACAGCCAUCCCGAAGAUACGCUCUCGCUGGAAAAUGACCGAGGUGCUCAACGCUCCUUUUCUUCACCUCUCCCGGGGACAGACCAUUCUCUCCUCGGUGUGGAUCCGAAUACACGGAUGAUUGCAGAUGCAACACAACCUGUCAGUGAGCCCAAUGGCACUUUGAAGGCGACAGAUUCGGCCCCAAACGCAUCGCUCGGCGCAAACCCACGUCCCUCGGAAGACGCACAGCAGCAGGUGGGACAGGAAGAUUUGACAAUAUCGCGUUUUCCAACCCAUCCCAAGGCCCUGCAGGAACCGUCAUUGGGCAUGCAGCUGCCGCUAACAUUUCCGUCUCUCACGAGGGACAGGGGCGCAUCUACGUCGUCACACAAACCCAUACAAAACUCUGGCGUUCUUCCACUUCGCUCGUCGUCCUCCGUUUCAGAUUAUCGAUCAAUGGCAAAGCAGCCGCGACAUCCUCUACUUCUUCGUUCCCGUUUCGACCGGUACCAUUUUCGAGAUAGCAAUCUGUCGCUGCGCCGUCGGGACUCGCCGGCUCGACACGCGGACAAUAAUAAUAAUAAUAAUAAUAAUAAUAAUAACAGGGGAGAGGCAAUUCGAGAAAGCAUGAAGUCUGCCUUGACUAUAGGGUCUAGCUACAUCGAGACCAGCGGCACAGAGCGGAGCAGUGUCAUCUCGAAGCGAAGCUCGACGAGCGAUUUUGUCAAUGUGCAAACAGCGGAGCCGGAUCCCAAAGAUGAGGGGAUGACUGUCGAUGACGCCAUUGGCAUGUACGAAAAUGGUUUCACCGAUGAUGCUUCCAUGUACUCUGCCGGUGGCGGUAGUUUUGGCGGCGGCAGUGGGAGGCCCGUAUCGAGAAAUGGUGGUGGUGGCGGUGGUAGUAAUAGUGCUGGUCUCGACCCAAGUGUUCCUGAUCCGAAACGGCUUUCUACCCUUUCCGUUCCAGAUCCGAAGCGGCUGUCAGCAGUAUCAGCAGUAACCGUGCACAAAGCAUCCAGAGAUGGAUCUGCAGCAGCAGCAGCAUUGCUCCGACCUGAAUCUCCUAAUAUCCGACCAGCCACUGCACCAGCGACUGAGCCACCAACUGUAAAUCCUUCAGAGCAGCCGCCAUUACCAGCACCACCACCACUGCUGCCGGUACCGUCGCCACCGAAGCAGCAGCAGCAACAGCAGUCGCUACCUCGCCGUCCUGUACCAACAGAGGCGCGUGAUCGCUAUGGGUUCAAGAGAGCCACGCAGCAUGUCACUCUCGAACAGUAUAAUACAUGGGAAGCGAGCUACACGGAGCAUCUCAAGAGACGAAAAGCGAAAUGGAUAGCACUCCUCCGCGAAUAUGGUCUGCCCGUUGAAAACCCGGUGCGCUUUCCACCCAAAUCCGCCAAAGUGAAACGUUAUGUUCGGAAAGGCAUACCGCCAGAGUGGCGCGGUGCCGCAUGGUUUUGGUACGCUGGAGGCUUUGCUCGACUGAAACGGUAUCCGAACCGCUAUCGAGAGCUGGUCCUGAUGGCAAAGCAUGGGCAGAUGAGCGACAGUGACAAGGAGCUCAUUGAACGAGACCUUCACCGAACAUUUCCCGAUAACGUGCGGUUCAAGCCCGACGCGUCGUCUUCCUCCUCUCCACCAGCCAGUCCUUCCAACGUGACAAAUGGUGAUUCAAGAAACAAUGGCGAAGUAAACAAUGGAGAAACGCCCGUUUUGCAAUCCCUCCGACGCGUUCUCCAGGCUUUUUCCAUACAGAAUCCCAAGAUUGGAUACUGCCAAUCCCUGAAUUUUCUCGCUGGGCUACUCCUUUUGUUCAUGGAAGAAGAAAAGGCAUUUUGGAUGCUCAACAUCAUCACGGACGUCUACCUCCCCGGCACGCAUGAGGUCAAUCUGGAAGGAGCCAACGUGGACCUUGGCGUUCUCAUGAUCAGCAUUCGAGAAUCCAUGCCCUCCAUUUGGGCCAAAAUUGGUGGCGAGCUGGACGGCUCCUCUGCAGGCGGACGAGCAAGCACCCGCCUCCCACCGAUUACGCUCUGCACGACUGCUUGGUUCAUGAGCUGCUAUAUCGGCACACUGCCAAUCGAAACAGUCUUGAGAGUAUGGGAUUCUCUCUUUUACGAAGGAAGCAAGACCGUGUUCCGCAUCGCGCUUGCCAUUUUCAAAGUCGGCGAAGACGAUAUCAAGGCCGUCAGCGACCCCAUGGAGAUCUUCCAGGUCGUCCAAACCAUCCCUCGUCGCUUAAUCGACGCCUCGGCGCUCAUGGCCGCCUGCUUCAAGCGCCGCAAUGGCUUUGGGCAUAUCAGCCAGGAAACUAUCGAGGCGCGCCGCAAAGAACGCCGUGCCUUGUUCGCUCAAGAGCGCUCGCGCAUCAAUUCGGGCGGCGGCGUAGGCAUUGGCGCGAUUGAUAUCCCGCGGGAAAACUCCGACGAGGGCAGCCUCCGGCAUAUGUUUCGCCGAGCGGAUUCAAAGGUCCGGCUUAAGAAGAUUCAUCUCCGGCUGUAGUCUCGUCCUAGUUCAUCUUGCGAUAUUCUUGAUUCAUCUUCCAGUUGUUUCAUCUGCGAUAUUCUUGAUUCAUCUUCUCAGUCGACCCUUGUUCAUCUUGCGAUAUUCUUGAUUUACCUCUCGGU